CUGUCGAACCGGAUGGCGUGGGACCUGCGGAUGACCGUCGAGUGAACUGGCAGGGUUCAGUUCAGGGUUCAGUUAGGGUUAGCUAUGUCUACGCGCGCUCGGAGGACAGUCGUCGUUCGCCGUUUCAAUUCCGUUUGACAUUGCCCGUUGCCACUGCUAUUCCAGCCCACUAUACUCUCCACCGACAGCCUCAAGCCUUGGCGCAGUACAAUAUGUCCGCCCUGUUCAACUUCCCUUCCUUGCUAUUCGUGAUACUACUCAUCAUAUGCACGUGCACAUAUAUACGGGGACAGUUCCCAUCAAUACUGGAUCGGAAUAAGACAGGUGUGCUAGGAUUAUUCUGGAAGGCGGCGAGGAUCGGGGAACGAUUGAGCCCAUACGUUUCGCUGUGUUGCGUAUUAAUGGCCAUCAGAUUGAUCAUCUUUUCGUGAAGGGUUGAUCGGGUUUGGAGACCUUUUUGGAGUAGCACUUACAGAGUGCGGUCUCCUACCGUCGGAGGACGUUUGACCAAGGUCAAGUUCAGCUUUCGCUGAGGAUACCCGCCUUUUUGUCCUUCUCCAUUAAUUCGGAGGCUCCUGGGAUGGCGUGCCGUCGACAGUCUUCCCCAUCCAGAGAGACCUCAGGACAGGUUCGCUGCGUCAGACUUUAUUCAAAUCCCCCGACGGACACGUAGUGCUUCAGAAUAUCUUAUUUAGCUCUAGAUCCUACCCAAUACAUGUACACAAAAAAAACAUAUAUAAUA
Messenger RNA from Fimicolochytrium jonesii, 742 nucleotides. RefSeq lists its product as uncharacterized. The record is from RefSeq and is a predicted model, not a curated record. Gene Ontology annotation, biological process: protein secretion; intracellular transport. Bases 213 to 431 code for a protein of 72 amino acids. The transcript has 5 exons. Lineage: Eukaryota; Fungi; Chytridiomycota; Chytridiomycetes; Spizellomycetales; Powellomycetaceae.